Molecule: messenger RNA, 431 nt
Organism: Peromyscus maniculatus bairdii (prairie deer mouse)
Lineage: Eukaryota; Metazoa; Chordata; Mammalia; Rodentia; Cricetidae
Source: RefSeq, a predicted model, not a curated record
UGUGGUUCUGAGUAUCUGCACACCUCCUCUCUCAUCAUACCAUGGCGGACACCUUUGUCAGUACCUGGAAGCUAUUAAACAGCAAGAAUUUUGAUGACUAUAUGAAGUCCCUCGGUGUGGGUUUUGCCACCAGACAGGUGGCUAGCAUGACGAAGCCUACCACAAUCAUUGAGAAAAACAGGAAUACUAUACUCAUAAAGACAUACAGCACCUUCAAGAACACAGAGAUGAGCUUUCAGCUGGGAAUGCAGUUUGAUGAGGUAACAGCAGAUGACAGGAAGGUCAAGUCGAUCGUGAUACUGGAUGGAGGCAAACUUGUCCAUGUGCAGAGGUGGGAUGGGCAAGAGACUCUGCUUACAAGGGAGCUGUGUGAUGGGAAGCUCAUCCUGGCAUUCACCCAUGGCACCAGAACUUACAAGAAGGAGGCGUGA